Messenger RNA from Medicago truncatula (barrel medic), 1383 nucleotides. RefSeq names its product F-box only protein 6. The coding region runs from base 230 to 1282 and encodes 350 amino acids. NCBI's taxonomy places the organism in Eukaryota, Viridiplantae, Streptophyta, Magnoliopsida, Fabales, Fabaceae. The record is from RefSeq and is a predicted model, not a curated record. Gene Ontology annotation, molecular function: protein binding. The transcript is spliced from 2 exons.
CAAACUAUGCGCAAAAAGAAGUGUUUUCUUCUCCAAGCAUCGAACCAUAACCCCAUUCUCUUCUCUGUCGUUCCUCCGUAUAUCACUCAGAACCGCCAUCGUUCUGCAACGCUGUGCGGUUUAGUCUCUCAGACACAGUUCCUUCUGCGCACCGUCACACGCCGGUAAUUCUGGAGAUAUCAGUUUGAUGGAGCCUCUGUAAACUACGAAGUCUCGAAGAGAUAGGAGCAUGAGAAAAUCAUCUACGGUGCACUUGACUGAAGUUAUGAAACCACAAAUUUGGGAAAAAUUUCCUGAAGAUCUAUUUGAGAAUGUUCUUGCACGACUUCCCAUUGUCACAAUUAUUCGCUUCCGCGCUGUAUGUCAGCAAUGGAAUAACUUGAUAAGCUCACAGAGUUUUUCUCAGUUUUGUGCUCAAGUCUCACAGGAAAAUCCAUGCUUUUAUACAACUUUUGGAGAUUAUGAUUAUGAAGCCAUGUAUGACCCUUAUAUGAAAAGAUGGUAUUAUCCUAAUACACUUGAAUUCUCUGCUUUCCCGGUUUCUUCUGCAGGAGGUCUAGUUUAUUUUCAGUACGAAUGUUUUAAUACAAAUUUGUGUGUUUGUAAUCCAAUGACUAAAUCCUUCAAGAAGUUGCCGAAUGGUUGGAUUAAGCGGUGGUGUCAUUUAGGGAUGACAAUGAAUGGGAGUGCAGACUACAGGGUCCUAAAAUUGGGUUGUAGAAAAUAUGAAAUUUACGAUUCAGUAACAAAAUGCUGGAGUCAUCUAGGAAAGAUACCUGAAUGUAUUAAGGGGCCAGGCUGUAUUAUUUCCACUUCUAUCUCCAUUGACAACACACUUUACUUCAUGCAUAAACAUCAAAACAUUGUUUCCUAUGACACAUCAACUGGGGUUUGGACACAACACUUGAUCCAAGCGCCGUUGCAUUCAUCGGGCUUAACAUUGGCCGUGUCUGAUGGGAAGAUCAUGCUUGUGGGGAUACUCGAAGAGAAUGAUGCUACAUUUGUGUGCAUAUGGGAGGCGCUGAAAAUGACUUUCACAUUGAAGGAGGUUGAUAGAAAGUCGCUCUUAAAAUUUCACCGGAGGCCGGUAGGCUUGACUUGCGUUGGAAACAAAGGUUUGCUCUUGUGUUGCUUGAAAUCAUGCAAUAUGUAUCGUAUGAUUAUUUACAACAUAGCAACUAGGGAAUGGUUGACGGUUCAAUUGCCAUUUAGAAGAAAAGUGUUCAAGCAGCAUCUCGUACGUGCCACUGCAUUCCAACCAUGCCUGACUGCAAUGCCUUGAUUCAACCUAGUUCAAUCUUUUAACAUUUAUUUUUGGAUAGCUAGUUUAGAGUUUUGUAAAAAAAAAUCCAUUUUAUAUAGAGUUUGCUCUUGUGUUGCAUA